CCCCCCCCUCUUGCCGCCCUCGCAACACACGGCUGCCACCACCUCUCGGCCUGACUGCAGCGACCCCCAUUCUGUUGGGACCGAACUCCCUCAACCCAACCCACCUUCAUCUCCCACCGCCGCCGCCGCCGCCGCCGCCGUUGCCCUCCACUUCCCCUCGUUAUUCCCGCAAACCCACGCCGGCUGAGAGCUCCGUCCCUGGCCCCGCGCCCUGCUGGCUGCACCCUCCCCCAGCUGCACCAGCACACGCUCGCUUUCGCUCUCGCCCCGAUCGAAACCCUCACCACUCGAGCCCGCCGCCAUACGGCACCCCGAGCGCCAAGCGUGCUUCUGCGGCACAAGACUACGUAGAUGCAGUCGUCCAACACCGGCCCUUCGCCGCAACCACAGCCAAACAUGUCGGCCCCGGCGCCCCUCCUUCGACCACCCAUCCCUGGCGCCCGCCCAGGACGACGAGGCCCGCCAUCGCUCGGCCUCUCGAUACCACCCUCGCCCAACCAACGCCCCGUCACCAAUGACGCCAAUGGAAACGCCCAGGCCCGCCCCCAUCCCCCCAAGCUGAGCGUCGUGACCCCCAUGGGCUCCAACAACGCUCCCCACGAAGGCAGACAGGUCCCGCGCGGCCUCCCCCCGCUGCAAAUCGGCACAGGCCUGUCGGCAUCCGGCUCGAGCGAUGCAAGCGCACACUCGAGAUCCGGCAGCUUUGGCGAAAUGGCUGUAAAUGGCUCGGCUUCUUCAUACCACGCAGCAUUGGGCUUUCCCGGCCUGCAGAAAGGCACCGAUCCCAUUUCGGCCAUAUCCCAAGGAGGCAGCGAGGGCGCUCCGUCCAUGGAGCGUGCCAACAGCAGCCAGCCAUUACCCGAUCUAGACGCCCUGGCUGCCGAGAAGGGGCGCCCGUUGGAGGUGGACGAUCUCGACGACGCAGCAUGGCGAGCCGCAAGCGCAAAAGGAUUGAUAGAGGAAAAAGGCAGUCUAGGCGAGGGUGCCGGAGGUGCCGUCACCAAGUGUAUGCUCAAGGGCGGAAAGACUACAUUUGCCCUCAAGAUCAUCACGACGAACCCCGAUCCUGAUGUCAAGAAGCAAAUUGUACGAGAGCUAUCCUUCAACAAGAACUGUGCCAGCGACCACAUCUGCCGCUACUAUGGCGCCUUCAUGGACGACAGCACAGGAACAAUCAGCAUUGCCAUGGAAUUUUGCGAGGGUGGGUCGCUAGACGCCGUAUAUCGCGAGGUCAAGAAGCUUGGAGGCCGAACCGGCGAAAAGGUGCUUGGCAAGGUUGCCGAGGGCGUGCUCAACGGCCUGACAUACCUCCACUCUCAUCGCAUCAUCCACCGAGACAUCAAGCCCAGCAACAUUCUACUGUGCCGAAACGGCCAGGUCAAACUAUGUGAUUUUGGCGUGUCUGGCGAGUUUGGAACAAAGGGCGACGCAAACACGUUUAUCGGAACCUCCUACUACAUGGCCCCAGAGCGCAUCACUGGACAGAGCUACACCAUCACGAGUGACGUGUGGAGCUUAGGCGUGACGCUGCUGGAAGUCGCCCAACACCGCUUCCCCUUCCCGGCCGACGGAACAGAAAUGAACCCCCGCGCCGGCUUGAUUGAUUUGCUCACAUACAUUGUGCGCCAACCCAUUCCCAAGCUAAAAGACGAGCCUGAAAACGGCAUCAAAUGGACAGAGAACUUCAAGUACUUUAUCGAGUGCUGUCUUGAGAAAGAGUGCCCUCGAAGAGCCACGCCUUGGCGGAUGCUCGAGCAUCCCUGGAUGGUUGAGAUGAAAUCCAAAAAGGUCAACAUGGCGCACUUCCUGAAGCAAGUUUGGGACUGGAAGGAUUAAGCCCACCUUGUACCACCAUUUUACAUUCGGCUUACCAUGACUUUGUCUUCAUCUUGUGCUGCAGCGUGCUCAAAGGCACCGCCGGUUGACACAAAGCCAACACGCAGCUUCUUUUGUACCUUCGUUUCAUAUGUCAAGUCGCGUGCUGGGCAUGAGGCUUCAGGCUCCAGACAUACAAUACUCUUGAUUUGGCGCGGGAAGCGGCCCUCUUCGCAGUGGGCACAUACCACGCUAGGGUUAUGCGACAUGGACGGGGGUUUCAUAUUGGAAGCCUUUACCAAGUCUCCAAGGCAUGGACAAUUGGAAAACUAAUUGGGUGGUUGCGCUGGAGUCGACUCCAUUAGCAUUGAAGGCGUCUGAGCACUUCAGGUUUGCAUAUAGCAGGCGGCACUUGAGGAAAACUUGAAUCUAGACACAGUAAAUUGU
Exserohilum turcica Et28A is the source of this 2262-nucleotide messenger RNA. RefSeq lists its product as uncharacterized. The transcript is spliced from 3 exons. The record is from RefSeq and is a predicted model, not a curated record. Lineage: Eukaryota; Fungi; Ascomycota; Dothideomycetes; Pleosporales; Pleosporaceae. Bases 352 to 1836 code for a protein of 494 amino acids. Gene Ontology annotation, molecular function: protein kinase activity; ATP binding. Gene Ontology annotation, biological process: protein phosphorylation.